UGUGAGGCCCACUCUUCUUAAGCGGGUGAAAACUAUUAGUCCGGCGCUCAGCACGUACGGACGAUUACAGCGGCACCGAGGAGAACAACCCAAUGCAUUGUGCAGCAAACUGAAUAUAUCGGCGGAUAGAAGAAGUUGCGAAGGGUGUUACUUGGCCCGUUGUCUUGGAGGGAGAGGUUGUUUCCAUGGAGACCACUGCCCUCGUUCCUGAUGGAAAGGUCCUGCCAGAGGGUGGAGAUGCUUUGAUACAAGGAGCGGUUCUAGCUGCACAAGCGGCUGAAAACAUGGCGAUGAUUGUGAUGGACGCUCUUGAUCCAACUCUGCUGCAAAUGAAGACGGAGGUGCUGGAGGGCGGAGGUACAGUGAUGGUUACUGGUGGUGAUGAGGGACAGAUCAUCACGCUCCAGGUGGUGAAUAUGGAGGAGCAGGCAGGGGGUGCAUUGAGUCUUGGUCAGCUUCAGCUGGUGCAGGUACCUGUCACAGCAGUGAAUGUUGAGGGUCUCCAGGCCACCUAUGUUAAUGUAUUAGGAGGUAACAAGGACGCAGAGCCUGUUAUCUGUCACACUCUUCCCUUGCCUGAGGGCUUCCAGGUGGUAAAAGUGGGUGCCAAUGGGGAGGUGGAGACUGUAGAGCAAGGGGAGCUGCACUCUGUCCAUGAGGCGCUUCAAGAGGUGAGAGAGGAGGUGGAAGCGCCAGCAGAAAUGCAAAUCGCUGUGCCACUAGAAGACCCAGAAUGGACCAAGGACCCGGACUACCAGCCCAUCUCCGGUCUACGAAAUAAAGGGAAGAAACCAAAGAAGAGCCGCCUGCGCUAUGGAGAGGGCAAUCGUGACAUGGAUGUUUCUGUGUACGACUUUGAAGAAGAGCAGCAAGAGGGGCUGCUGUCAGAAGUGAAUGCUGAGAAAGUUGUCGGCAACAUGAAGCCACCAAAGCCUACAAAGAUCAAGAAAAAAGGUGUAAAGAAGACUUUCCAGUGCGAGUUGUGUAGCUACACCUGUCCAAGGCGCUCCAACCUGGACAGACAUAUGAAGAGCCACACAGAUGAGAGACCACAUAAAUGUCACUUGUGUGGACGGGCAUUUCGAACUGUCACACUACUGAGAAACCACCUCAAUACACACACGGGCACCCGCCCACAUAAGUGCACAGAUUGUGACAUGGCGUUUGUCACCAGUGGUGAGUUGGUGCGUCAUCGUCGCUACAAACACACACACGAGAAGCCCUUCAAGUGCUCCAUGUGUGACUAUUGCAGCGUGGAGGUGAGUAAGUUGAAGAGGCACAUUCGCUCUCACACUGGGGAGCGACCCUUCCAGUGCAGUCUGUGCAGCUAUGCUAGCAGAGACACUUACAAGCUGAAGAGACACAUGAGGACACAUUCAGGUGAAAAGCCGUACGAGUGCUACAUCUGCCAUGCCCGUUUCACACAGAGUGGCACCAUGAAGAUGCAUAUUCUGCAGAAGCACACAGAGAACGUGGCCAAGUACCACUGCCCACACUGUGAUACGGUCAUAGCCCGCAAAAGUGACCUCGGUGUUCACUUGCGGAAGCAGCACUCCUUCCUUGAGAAGGGAAAGAAAUGUCGUUACUGUGAUGCUGUGUUUCAUGAGCGUUAUGCUCUCAUCCAACACCAGAAGACUCACAAGAAUGAGAAACGCUUCAAGUGUGAACAGUGUGACUACUGCUGCAGACAGGAACGCCACAUGGUAAUGCACAAGCGUACACACACCGGGGAGAAGCCGUUUGCCUGCAGCCGGUGUGAGAAAACAUUUCGUCAGAAGCAGCUUCUGGACAUGCACUUCAGGCGCUACCAUGAUCCCACCUUUGUGCCUACAGCCUUCGUCUGCAACAAGUGCAACAAGACGUUCACCCGCAGGAACACCAUGCUGCGUCACACUGAUAACUGCACGGGUGAAGUUGAAGAAGACGAAAAUGGAACUCCUGCGCCCAAAAAGGCUCGUCGUGGCAGGAAGAGGAAGAUGCAGGCCAGGAGGGACGAGGGGGACACAGAAGAUGAAAUGGAUGAGCCUGAGGAGGAGGAGGAAGAGGAGCUAAGCGAGCUUGAAGUGGAACAGGACCCACCAGUCGUCCCUGUCCCGACCCCUGUGGAGCCACCGGUCAAGAGGAAACGUGGACGGCCACCAAAGAACAAGCUAAGCACGGCUGCCAUCAUUCGCGUGGAGGAUGAAGUCACUGGACAGAUAGAUGACAUAAUUGUGAAGAAGGAGGUUGAUCAUGAUGAGAAUGCCAACGAUGAGACCGUGGAGCAGGUGGUGGUCGGCGGAGGGAAGUCGACCAUUCAGCUGGAGGACUUUCCCCAGGUCGCACCGAACGGAGACCUCACUCCUGAGAUGAUCCUCAGCAUGAUGGACCGGUGAUGGAUGUGGAAGUCUAACAUGUAAAUGCGUAUAAUUCCAUGAUCACAUCUUCAUUUUUCUUUCCCGUCAUGUAGGAUUACUUGCAUCCUGCACAUCACUGUUGUAAUUUAAGAUGUGCUUUAUGAGAGUUGUAUUAAUAUGGAUUUAAUUCCAACAAAUUCAUUUUAGUACAUUUGAGUUUUGGAUGGCUGUAAUUGACAGCAGUACCUUUAGCCUCCUAGCUGUUAUGUGGUAGAACACUUCUACAUUACAAGAUCUCUUCUACGUUCUAGUCUAAUAUAUAUAUAUUUUGACUUGGUAGACUGACUCUUCCUUACAUCUAUACUGGGUGCAUGUCAUUUUUAUAGAAGUUCUGGGUGAAACUUCUUUUUUAUGUUUUACUUUAUACACCUGUGUGAGUAAAUGUUGUACGUAGGUAGCAGUCACACCCAUAAUGUGGACAUUGCUUUAAUUUUGUUUGCUGUAACUACAGGCAAUAUUCUAUAUCCUCACUGAAGAGCUCUGUGCACCUCUCAGUUUGGACAUAAAACUACUCUGAAAAUAGAUGAGAUAAAAGAGAAACUGGCUUUUUGGGUUUGCUUUGGAGAAAAGUCCACUCGGGCCCAAGUUUAAAGUCCCUGACAACAUAACAAAUGUCAUACGAUUUCAGAAACAGAGGCAACUUUCAGGAAGAUGAUACUGCUGUUUAUCACAGCCACUUUCAGGAUGAGGUUUUUUUUUUUACUUUUCUGUGUUUUUUUAGUAUUUCCUCUUUAUUUUUUAAAUUAAAACCACUUCUAGUUUUUAAAAGCGUAAUAGCCUGCUUAUCUUAUUAUCCUUUCUUGCUACUGUGCCACCCUUAGAUGACUUGUAUUACUAAACAUUGUCUCUGAUCAGUGCAAGCAAUGAACAUUGUUUUGCUUCCUUUUGUAGCCAUUCCACUUGGGUUGAUGUUUUUCUUUUGUGUCAUUGGCAAUGUGACGUAGCAGCUUGAAUGAUAUUUUAAUAACUGGCAGAUGAACAGAUGUAUGUCUUUACAACCACGUUUUAAAGAAAAGUAAAUGUUGAUGCGUCUGCAGCUGUAAUAACUUCAAUAAUGGAUGUUUAAAAUCAGUCUUGUUUUGAAGAAGUUAACAUUGGUUUGAAGUACAGUUAAAGCCCCAUUAAAUUAUGGCUGGAACAUUGUUUAUCAAAAUAUGCAGUGAAACAACGGGAGUGCUAACAAAUGUCUGUAUUUUGCUUGCAGAUCUAUUUUAUUAAAUGGACUACUUGAUA
This is a messenger RNA of Pseudoliparis swirei, 3629 nucleotides long. Its product is annotated as transcriptional repressor CTCF-like. Gene Ontology annotation, molecular function: DNA-binding transcription factor activity, RNA polymerase II-specific; RNA polymerase II transcription regulatory region sequence-specific DNA binding. Lineage: Eukaryota; Metazoa; Chordata; Actinopteri; Perciformes; Liparidae. The record is from RefSeq and is a predicted model, not a curated record. Gene Ontology annotation, cellular component: nucleus. The coding region runs from base 186 to 2375 and encodes 729 amino acids. Gene Ontology annotation, biological process: regulation of transcription by RNA polymerase II. The transcript has 13 exons.